AUGAAAAUACACAGGACAGGAUUCCACAAAGAUAAGGACAACACAUUGUUAUCAUCAUUUCUGCUGGAUGUGCACCAACGUAUAUUUCCUCAGCUGGACUUCCUUUUACUGACGAGCGACGCUAUAGUCUGGGAUGUCCUCAGCUACGUAAACAGGUUUGAUUCAUUGAGUAACAGGACGACCGACUUUAAUUACCACUCUAAGUGGCUCGUGUUGUUGAAGUCUGAAAAUGUUGACAAGUCUGUGAACGAACUGGACAGUUUACACAAUGUUGUAUUUGUGAAAGCCGGCUGCAAUUUCAAGACGUAUAACAGUUAUACAGAAAUCAUGACCCUGGUACACCAUAGUAACUCUACAGUUUUACAGAAUGUGAUCUAUACACACAACGUCAACAACAGCAUCCUGUUUCCUGCGCUGAAGUAUGGUUACAACGGCAGAAAGCUAAUCGUUGCCACACUUUCAGCAUCAUCACUGGUUCAUUGGAAAACCGUCAACAAUGUUACCGAGUACUCAGGUUUCUGUGUCUACUUGCUGAAUUCUUUGGCAGAAAACCUGAACUUCACGUAUGAAUUUGUAGAACCGACACGUGGAUCCUGGGGCGUGCUUGUUAAUGGAUCUUGGAACGGACUUGUUGGUAUGAUGGAAAGACGGGAAGCGGAUCUUGCGUUGGCAGACCUUACAAUCAACAUUGACAGGUCAAAGGUUAUGCAUUACCUUUUGCCGCCCAUCUACUACGACUACAUCGACAUUAUCUUCAAAGAAGAAAACAACAUGCCAUCAACGUGGAUGACGCUGCUGCGACCGUUUUGUCCCAUUGUGUUUAUGUGGAUAGCGGUGUGUGCUGCCAGUUUCUUCAUCCUGUACGCUGCGGCGGUGAUACUGUUUCGAAAGAAGUGCACACAUAAAAACGAACCCAGGACUGCCAGCGACGUAUUCUGGUUCACCAUAUCGUCCUUGUUGAAACAAGGUUCCAGAAUCGACCCCACUACUCACGGCGCCCGCGUGCUGGUGUCGGCGUGGUUGCUGUUUGUCGUCAUCAUCGUCGCAGAGUACACUGCUAACCUCACCGCGGCGUUCACGGUUAGGCCCGGGCUGAAACCGUUCGAGAGUCUGAGACAACUUCUCGAUAAUCCCAGGUAUAAGAUUGGAAUCUUCCCUGGAGGGAUCACCAGUAUGAUACUGAAGGUACAUCUAUAG
Molecule: messenger RNA, 1197 nt
Organism: Gigantopelta aegis
Lineage: Eukaryota; Metazoa; Mollusca; Gastropoda; Neomphalida; Peltospiridae
Product: glutamate receptor ionotropic, kainate 4-like
Exons: 7
Coding region: 1-1197 (398 amino acids)
Cellular component (GO): membrane
Molecular function (GO): glutamate-gated receptor activity
Source: RefSeq, a predicted model, not a curated record